CUUUAAAAGCAAAGCCUGCAAAGUACACAACCCCUGAAAAAGUUGUGAAGUUAUCAUUCCCGGAAUAUGUGUUGCACACCGACACUGAACUUGAGCAAGUCCGAAAACAGUACUUCGAGUUGUCUAAAACGGGCUUAGAAAGCACCUGCCAUAUGUCAAAGGAACUCAGAUGCAGACUCAUCCGAAACACCAUGACCAGUAUGAUGGCAAUUCUGAGGGCAAGAGGGGAUGAAGGAUCAGACAGAUACCCAUCAAAACCAGAAAUUACAGCAAUGGCAAAAAGAAUAGUACAAUAUUACCCAAUGCUGCAGGAUAAAGGCCUGAAGAAUACAUGGGUCACUGUGUUUACACAGCUGUACAAACGACUGCAAAAUGUGAGAUCUCCCCAAAAACGCAAAAAAGAUGGGAGUCAUUCAAAGAGCUCUACAAAGAGGCAUCAUCUUGAACACCCAGAUGACACUGAUGAAAUUGAUUCAAACGACUCAACAGUGAUUCUGGAUCUCUCCACGGAGGGUAGUAGCAGGUCAGACCCCAGCAAUAAAGAAAGAGCUAACAAGCCUGCUCAUAGUGCCAGUCCAGAUGCGGCCAGUCAAGCAACCUUGGCCAAGCACUACAAGGCCCUACAGGCUUUGUUUGAAAGAAAAAAUCCAAACUACCAGGAUGUUUCUCAUCUUCUGGAUUUGGAAUUUGCAGCCAGAAGAUUAUUCAUUGACUCGGAUACCAUUCGUGAGGAGGACAGACCUGAAAAGAUUCUCGAAGCUUAUCCCUGUUUUAAGGACAUUGGACAUGUGAUGGACGAGCUUCGACGCAUUUUGGACAUGAGAAACUGCAACUUCAUCAGUGAAUUAAAGGAAAGAUGGCAUGACUUCUGCCAGAAGGUGCAGUUUUUUGGUGUGUCCAAAAACAUGCUGAAACCACCAAUGGGAAUAGACAAAGUGCAACAAGCUGUCGAAAUUCUGCGUGUGCUGCCAUCACUGUUCCCCUCCAUGUCUGGUCUGCCGAAGAAAGUCAGAGAUCUAAGUCAGGCUCUGGUGCAUGUCCUUGAGGAAAAAGAAGACCCCAAUUCCUACUUGAGGAAGCGCCCUCUCACAUGCCCGGUCCUGAUUGUUAGUUCGUCCAACUGCCUUCUAGCGGUAGGAAAUGUGCCGAUAACUACCUUUCCCAAGGACAAGGUCACCGAGGGUGCUGUAUACCUGAUGGCAUACUAUUGCACCCUACAUCUUACAUACCCAAAGUGUGUCGCAACUCUGAUGUCACUCAUACAAACAGAGGUCCUACUGGACAACAUUCAUGAGAGUGAUCUCACAUCAUCGUACAAAAAAAGCAUGGCUGAGUGGAAGGCUUUUAUUGGCCAGUAGGCUUGUGGUAUGCAAAAUAGCACCCACUUCUUCCCCGAGGCUGCUAUCCACAUACAAUGGUGGACAAGUUGGUCAUAUGUUAAGUUUGUGAGACCUUUUCAAUGUUAAGCACUUGGCAAAUGUUAUGGGCUGAGCAAGUGUUUGUGUGAUUUGUAUAUUUUAUGUGUUUUGAAAAUAUUUUUUGUGAUAUACUGUUGUGCAUACAGUGAGCCGUAAAGAGCUCCCCCCACAAAAAGCAUGCCAGUGCAAACAUUUAUUGACGAAUAAACGUUGAAUGCGAGACUAAUUCUCAUUUACUUGCCUUAUUUUGAGCUGAUAAUGUCUUAAAUUGAGAACAAUAUUGCUAAUAAUUAUGACUCAAAAACCCCUAAUUGUAGUCUGUUAUGCUAACUUCAAGAUAUAUUGUCUCAAAAUGCCUCUUUCUAAUCUCACUUCAAG
This is a messenger RNA of Nerophis ophidion (straightnose pipefish), 1796 nucleotides long. RefSeq lists its product as uncharacterized. The record is from RefSeq and is a predicted model, not a curated record. Bases 153 to 1358 code for a protein of 401 amino acids. The transcript is spliced from 7 exons. Lineage: Eukaryota; Metazoa; Chordata; Actinopteri; Syngnathiformes; Syngnathidae.